Molecule: messenger RNA, 2102 nt
Organism: Aspergillus novofumigatus IBT 16806
Lineage: Eukaryota; Fungi; Ascomycota; Eurotiomycetes; Eurotiales; Aspergillaceae
Product: putative glucokinase regulator family protein
Exons: 4
Coding region: 12-1970 (652 amino acids)
Biological process (GO): negative regulation of glucokinase activity; glucose homeostasis; response to fructose
Cellular component (GO): nucleoplasm; mitochondrion; cytosol
Molecular function (GO): enzyme inhibitor activity; carbohydrate binding; fructose-6-phosphate binding
Source: RefSeq, a predicted model, not a curated record
CGCAUGGCAACAUGGAUCUAGGCAGCCUGUCACAGCUUCAGACCGAAGCCGUCAAUCCCCAGACGGCACAGAUUGAUCAGAUCUCGACCCUGGAGAUGUGCCGAUUGAUCAAUAAAGAGGAUCACCGCGUCGCGCCCAGUGUUACACCAUGCAUCCCCGAAAUUGCCGCUGCCAUUGAGGCGCUAACCCCGCGCGUGCGAAGUGGUGGACGAGUCAUCUACGUUGGUGCAGGGACCAGUGGAAGACUCGGGAUCCUCGAUGCAUCCGAAAUCCCUCCGACGUUUGCUGCUCCGCCAUCACAAUUUGUCGGGCUGAUCGCCGGCGGCGAUGCUGCCAUUCGACGAGCACAAGAAGGAGCCGAAGACAGCCUCGCUGCUGGUGAGGCCGACAUGGAAGCGUUGCAGCUCAAUCCGGAGCUUGACAGCGUCAUCGGCAUAGCUGCAUCCGGCCGUACGCCGUACGUCCUCGGAUGUUUGGCAUUCGCGAAAAAGAUCGGCUGCCUCACCAUCGCUGUAGUCUGCGCUUCGCCCUCCGCAACGGGGACAUCAGGAACAGUCGACUUCCUGAUUGCUCCGCUGCCAGGGCCGGAGGUUGUCACGGGCAGCACCCGGUUGAAGGCGGGAACUGCGACGAAGAUGGUGCUGAAUAUGCUCAGCACGGGCACCAUGAUCCGGACGGGCAAGACUUAUGGAAACCUGAUGGUAGAUCUUGUCGCCUCCAAUCUGAAGCUGGAGCAGCGAUCGCGCAAUAUCCUGCGAAGGCUGAGUGCUCGUUGUGACGGUAUGACAGAUGUGGAACUGGACGCGUUGCUGACAAGAUGCAAAGGGAGGGUAAAAUUAGCUCUUCUCGUGGCCGAAACGGGAGAACCGGUUGAACAGUGCGAGGAGAGGUUGGAAUCUGCUGGUGGCGUGCUCGCUAAGGCUUUAGACAUAUCUUUGGCCGGGGUCAAGGAUGUACAGACCCCUGCCACAGACAGACAGUAUGUACUUUGCAUUGACGGCGGAGGGACCAAGUGCGCGGCCGUCAUUGCUGACCUGAAAGGCACCGUUGUCGGACGAGGGACGACAGGUCCAUGUAAUCUGACUGAUGGCAACGGCCUGGAAGAGGUAGUCCAGACACUUAUGACUGCUGCGAAGGACGCUUUGCCGGCUUUUCCUUCUUCAGACUGCAAUCUCCAGUCACUUUUCGAGUCAGUCUGGAUUGGUUUGGCGGGGAUUGACCGGAAGAAUUUCCGAGAGUCCCUCCUGCCAAGGAUCUGCGCAUGCUUUGGAUUGACCGAGAAGGAGAUUCGGCUGACAAACGACGUAGACCUGCUGGUGGCCGCGGCGAGCUCACACCGAGACUGCUCAUCUGCAGUCGUCGUCAUUGCUGGCACUGGGAGCGUUGCCAUGCGAUACAACCGAAGUGACGAGGGCAAUGAGUACUCCCGAGUCGCUCGAUCCGGCGGCUGGGGCCACACCUUGGGUGAUGAAGGAGGCGGAUAUGCCAUCGGAUUGGAGGCCAUCAAAUACACCUUGGCCGUUCUGGAAGAUACGAGACUCGGGAUACCCAUCGAGCCAUUGGGACCUUUGGAGCAGGCAGUUCUUAAACGACUGGGAUGUGCCACAUUCGGCCCAAAACAGAUUGAUCUUGUCAGUGAGAUCUUGGUUCAGCAGCACAAACAGACGAUUAAAUCCCGUAUUGCAGGCGUUGCAGAGGCGGUGCUCGGCCUGAACGGACAGAACGACACUGCCUCGGCCAUUGUCGGUCGACAAAUUGACCAUCUGGCAAGUCGGACUGUGGGACGUCUUUUAGAUCCAGCUUGUUCUGGAUACGUCCCUACGGAAAAUACCGGUCUGAUACUUUCUGGCAGUAUUCUCAACAAUCAGUCUUACCAGGAUCAAUUUCUCAACGUGCUUGAGAGGCGAGGGCCAAGUUCGCCUAUGUGGAGAGGAUAUCCGAUGCAGGCCUCCUGGGCGCAAAAUAUCUGACAUCGUCUUGAGCGUGCCCUGUGCGAAGGCCUCAGUGGCAAUCAGACAUAGAUUUCAUUCCGGAGUCCCCGUUCUUCAUGAUGAUUACGAAUGUCACGGCGAGUCUCAAGUCUGUGAACUUUUCACAUCCUG